Molecule: messenger RNA, 1704 nt
Organism: Rhododendron vialii
Lineage: Eukaryota; Viridiplantae; Streptophyta; Magnoliopsida; Ericales; Ericaceae
Product: VAN3-binding protein
Exons: 4
Coding region: 553-1539 (328 amino acids)
Biological process (GO): leaf vascular tissue pattern formation; phloem or xylem histogenesis; auxin-activated signaling pathway
Source: RefSeq, a predicted model, not a curated record
CACCUGGAUUCGUGGGGGUUCGAAGCACGAGAACUAUGAUGUUAGGUUUUGUGUUGGCCAUUAUGUGAGUCCCUCUAUUGCUUGGUUUUCUCCCUAUGCAUAAAAGCUGGGUAGAUACCCCAACGACUAGUUUAUAGCACACUUUGGUUUCUUCUCUUUUUAAGAGGUUUGCGAAGACCCCUCUCUCUCUCUCUCUCUCUCUCUCUCUCUCUUGAAGAAUCUGUCAGGUAUAUUAGAGUUUUUCUAUGACCUAUCUUAUCACAUUCUAGUAUAUGAGUUUCAUCCCUUUGGAUUCACAUAAUAAAAGUUUUUAUAUACACCCACACACAACAAGAAAUACAUAUAUAUAGUUUCCAUUCAAUAAAAAAGGAUUCUCUAAUAAUUAAUGGGUAUGGUAUUGUUCCUUCUCACAUUCUUACUUUCUCUUUCAAUUGAUUUGGAAAUGCAGGCAGAGGGAGUAAAAAUAUUGCAAAGUAAAUAAACAACAUAUAAGAUAAAUUUGGGGAGAGGAGGAGAUUUUUGAAUUGACUUUCAGGGUUAUCUAAUUUCGAAAUGGAGGGCGGACAUUUUUGGGGAUGGAGGAGGAAUUCUUUUAGAUGCGCAGGUAAUGCAGGAGAGAGGGAUGUGACGCAAAUGGUUUCGACAUUACCGUCGAUUCCUCAACCACAAACACCAAAGGAACCCAUGGCGUUCUUGUCCAGAUCAUGGAGCCUCUCUGCUUCCGAGAUAUCGAAAGCUCUGGCUCAAAAACAAAAACACUUCCUGGUUGGUAAGGAUCCGAAUGGAAUACCAGAGAGAACAGUUCCACAUAUACAUUCAGGCAAGGUAACAAAAUCUUUCAACGCUAGGAGAACGGGGUCAAUAGGUAGGUGGUUCCACCAAAAGGACUAUAACAACAGCACCCUAAAGAAGAAAGACAAAGCGAGAGUAGAAAAUGCACGAACGCACGCUGCUCUCUCUGUUGCUGGACUAGCUUCAGCAUUGGCUGCGGUGGCUGCAGCAGAUAACUCCAAAGGCCCAGGCUCAAAAAUGAGCGCGGCUUUGACAUCGGCUACAGAGCUCCUGGCAUCCCAUUGCAUCGAGAUGGCUGAAUCAGCUGGGGUUGAUCACGAUUGUGUGGCUUCUGUUGUCCGAUCGGCAGUAAACAUUCGAGGUCCAAGCGACAUAGUGACACUAACUGCUGGAGCUGCAACAGGUGUGUUGCGAUGGAAGCGUGUUUCUGUCUAUAUCAACAAGAAAUCUCAGGUCAUGAUUAAGAUCAAAAGCAAACAUGUAGGAGGAGCCUUCACCAAGAAGAACAAAUGUCUUGUUUAUGGACUCUGUGAUGAGACCUCGGCAUGGCCAUUCAGAAAGGAAAGGGAUCAAAUGGAAGUCUAUUUUGGAGUCAAAACAGGACAGGGUCUUCUAGAGUUCAAGUGCAAGAACAAGAUCCAUAAGCAGAAUUGGGUAGAUGGGAUUCGAAACCUUCUUCGUCAAGCGUGUAGCAUUGAAGAUGAUGAGCGCUCUAUCAAAUUCUUAAACAUUACUAAGAGUACAUGACUAGUUUGUAGACAUACUUGGUUUAAUAGUCAGGGUUCAUCCGAUACUUCGACAAUAGGUGGGAAGUAACACAAUUGGGAUCGCAACAUUACGGGGGGUUAUAGUUUUUCAAAGAAAGCAUUCUCCUGUUAUACAAGUGAAAAUAUUUUUUGCACUCCUAAGAAA